AAGCGCACUGGUGCCUCACCAUGAAGCAGCAGCUGGACAUCCUCAUCGGUGUUGCACAUGGCUUGGCAUACCUCCACGGCUUUGGCCUCGUGCAUCGCGACAUCAAACAUGCCAACAUCCUUCUUGGAGAAAACAUGCAGAUUGCGGACUUUGGACUUGUGAGGGCGGAGGAGGGCACCACUGUGGGCACGACUCGAGUGAUGGGAACACCGGGCUAUGUUGAUCCCGUCUACUUCCGCACGUCCAAGGCGACCAGCGCCACCGACGUCUACAGUUUUGGUGUGCUCAUGCUUGUGGUGCUCACGAAACGGAGCCGGCCACUCCAUGUGGAUGAAGGAGAGUGCGACCACAUCCUGUCAUGGGUGGAGGCGUGCCUUUCCUCCGACCACCCUGCCCGCCUCAAGGAACUCACCAUAGAUGCCCCCAAUGAUGCUGUGAUGCGCCUGGCCAAGCUGGCUCUGAGCUGCACUGUGCAGCGCAGUGCAGAUCGGCCAAGCAUGGCGGACAUUGCCAACCAGCUGCUUGUUAUCAAGAAUGAGGUGAUGGGAACAGAGGAGCUGAGUGCAGCACUUAAGGUGGACGUGCAAGCCCAAAAGUUGGAUUCUGCAAUCUCUAGUGAGAAAGGCAUGGACGCUUGGCCUCCUACUUGGAAGUUUUUCACAAAAGCGAACAGUUGCUGUAGUAAGGUUUGA
Closterium sp. NIES-65 is the source of this 692-nucleotide messenger RNA. The record is from the annotation of a GenBank genome assembly. NCBI's taxonomy places the organism in Eukaryota, Viridiplantae, Streptophyta, Zygnematophyceae, Desmidiales, Closteriaceae.